Wyeomyia smithii (pitcher-plant mosquito) is the source of this 1937-nucleotide messenger RNA. Its product is annotated as ionotropic receptor 75a-like. The record is from RefSeq and is a predicted model, not a curated record. The transcript has 8 exons. Lineage: Eukaryota; Metazoa; Arthropoda; Insecta; Diptera; Culicidae. Bases 12 to 1937 code for a protein of 641 amino acids.
AGAAACUGAACAUGCAAAAGCCCCAUCAAAAAGUGCCUUUCCUGUUGGUUCUUCUGUGGCUGUCCGGUCUCAAUCAAAGGUUACCCUCAACCAUGAGCCCAUCCAUCAAUGUUGCGUGCAUUCUACUUUCGCUCGGCUUUACCGCGAAUGCAUUGAUAAAUCCACAGCUGGCGCAGGAGUUUUUCACACAGCGAUCCCUGAAAUCGAUUACCGUGUUCCACUAUGCAGAUGAUGGUAAAGCUAUUCGAACUGUCGUUGAUUAUUUGGUGGACCACUACCAUGGAUCAAUUCGAAUAAUAGAUUUGCAGCAAAGCAAUCAGAGGUUAAACUACGAUGAAAUCAUGAGAUCAUACCCUAUUAGCCUUGGGGUGACCAUUGAUGUAAACUGUCAGCAAACAAGUGAUUUUUUCGGGAUAAUGUCUGCCCAUAAUUUCUUCAAUGGCUCAUAUGAAUGGCUUCUUUUCGGGGAGAUCUCAAACUUGAGACACCUCCUGAGCCAGGAGAAUUUAAACAUCGACUCACGAGUGACGUUGGCGAUUCAGAGCGGCCAAUCGUAUGAGUUGUUUGAUGUCUAUAACAUAUUUCCCAGCAGAGGAGGUAAAUUUCACAUGAAUUCUAUUGGACACUGGGAUGCACUCGAAGGGUUCAAUCUAACCUGGAUUGCAAGCGAGUACACCAGAAGAAGCGACUUCGAAGGCGUAACAAUAAGAGCAAUAUUCACGGAUUUGAAGGCUAAACAUAAUGAAACCAUCCUGCAACGUUUGGAUUGUAACAAGCCGAUCACUAGUUACGCUUUUUACCGUUUCGGUCAUAAAUAUAUAAACAUGGUGAAGCAGAAGCAUAAUUUCAAGAUCCAGCACAUCCACGUACCAACCUGGGGCGUUGAGAGUAUCAAGCAACGCACUAGCGUAGGAGUGAUUGGACAACUUAAAGACAAAUACGUUGAUCUAGCGUCUAAUGUGUUUUAUAUCUAUCAGGAUCGUAUCCCUUACAUAGACAAUUCGGUUAUCGUCGCAAAGCACGAACAUCCCAAACGAGCUGUUGGACAAAUCGUUUUCUUGGAGCCGUUCGACGCGAAUCUGUGGUAUGCCCUCUUAGCAACAGGGAUCUUCUCGUCGGUACUGCUGGGAAUAGCUUUCCGAUUGGAACGAAAGAUCCUUCGGGCCAAAGCGUAUGCAAAUGAGUAUUUUCUAACCAUUCUGGGAUUUAUCUGCCAACAAGCAUUCGAGGGGCAAACAUCAACACUAACUACAAGAGCUAUCGCUUUUAUUGUGUUGCUUUUUUCCUCUCUGAUGUAUCAAUUUUACGGAGCUUUUAUUAUCGGAUCACUACUGACUCCGCCGCCCAAAAAUUUGAAGACAGUUCGACAACUUAUCGAUAGUAACAUCCACGUGACAAUGGAAAAUUUGUUUUACCACUGGGAUUUUUUCAAUAGAACCAAAGAUCCUGCUGCCAUUGAAUUAUUCAAAAAGAAGAUACUGGAAUCACCGGAAAAACCAACAAAUAUAACUCACGGUGUUGCACUGAUCCGCAAAGGAGGUUACGCCUUUCACUGUGACGUCGGCUAUGCGUAUCCUAUAUUGAAAAGCACCUUGAGAGACGAUGAGAUUUGCGACUUGCAGGCAAUUUCAAUGACGCACUCUAGCCCGCUGCACGUUCCGCUGGCAAAAGGCUCGCCGCUGAAGCAAUAUUUUCGAGUCACGAUGCGAAAGUUGGUCGAAAGUGGCUCCGGGGGCUAUUACAAUCGGGAGUAUUUCAGCUCCAAGCCAUCCUGUCCGAAGCGUGACUUCGUUACGGAGCCGAUUGAUGUGAAGCAAGUUGUCAGCAUAUUUUAUAUUCUGGCGUUGGGAUUGAUGGUCAGUUUGGCGGUGUUGAUGAUCGAGAAAAUCCAUUAUCGCUACCGCAGUGGUUCAGAAGUGUGGGAGUUUAUUAAUUAG